AUGGCUGCCCCCGCUGUUCAGUCCGCCCAAUCUGGUGCUAAGGCCUCCAAGAAGAAGGCCAAGCUUGCCGACAGGACGGCUUCCCCCGCUCCCCCCGUUUCGCCUGCCCCCGAGAAGGAGACAGCCGAGGAUCAGCAGGAGAGUUCUUACAUCCGCGAGCUUCAGAAGAACAUCCGCAAUGUCAACAAGAAGAUUGCCAACGCUUCCAAGACGGAUGCCCUGCUCAAGGAGCAUGCCGGAAAAUCUCUCGACGAACUUGUUGCCGACCGAGUCAUCAAUGCCGAUCAGAAAGCCCAGAUUUUGAAGAAGCCCGCCCUCCAGACCCAGCUCAGCCAACUCGAGGAGCAGCUCGCCCAGUACAAGAAGGUGGAUGCCGACUACCGGUCGCGCACCGAGGCUGAAAUUGAGCGUAUCCAGACUUCUCUGACGGAAAAGUUUGAGAAGGAAAAGGCCGAUGCUAUCCGGGAGAUCGAGGAGAAGGCCGAGGCUGAUCUCAAGCGAUCUCUGCAUGACAACUUCCUUAUUCUUUCCCAAUUCCUUCGUCUUGCCGCCGCUCGACGUGCUGAGGAGGCCGACCCCACGUUAGAUGAGAACCUCGCGCUCGAGGGUCUUCUCCUGGCUGUUUAUGGUGGUGACGAGAGCGCCGUCAGUGCCAUGCUCAAGCUGGCAGAGGGCACGGACGACCUGACUCAAAGCACUGCGGGUGAGCAGCUGCAAUCGACCUAUGCCCAUGUCAAGUCCAUCUCCCAGGCUUACCUCGCUCAAUACGAGGUCACCCAGGAGGAGCCGGAGGCCACGCCUGCUGUUGAGGCCGAGCCCGCGGACGCUGCCGCAGCCUCCGCAACCGAAACCGAGCAGGUCGAGGCUGCUCCCGCCGAGGCGGUGAAUGGUGACGCUGCUGCCGCCGCGGACACCAACGGAGCUGCCCCUGCUGCGGAAGAGGCCGCUGCUGCUCCUGAAAGUGCUGCCGAUCUCUCGACCUCUCAGGAGUGGGUUUCCGUUCCUCGACCUGCGGAACCCGAGUCGAGCACUGAGCCGAGCCCUGUUGCCCCCACCAACGGUCAGUCUUGGGCUGAUGACCAUCCCGAGACACCUGCCGAUGCUCCCGCCGCUGCUACCCCUGCCGAUCCCAACGACGGCUUCCACCAGGUUCAGCGACACCGUGGUCGUCACGACCGUGAGGGAGGAGGCUGGCGAGGCCGGGGCCGUGGAGACUGGCGUGGCCGUGGCCACCGAGGUGAUGGCCGCGGUCGCCGUGGAGGAUCCCGGGGAGGAAGUGGUGGCAUGGGUCAUCGAGGCCCUCGCCGAACUGAGGAGUCUUAG
Molecule: messenger RNA, 1323 nt
Organism: Scedosporium apiospermum
Lineage: Eukaryota; Fungi; Ascomycota; Sordariomycetes; Microascales; Microascaceae
Exons: 5
Coding region: 1-1323 (440 amino acids)
Source: RefSeq, a predicted model, not a curated record